ACCUCCCCUACCUCCGGUCGCCAUGACAACAGCCGUGGAUGGUGGCGAUAGGGGAGCGGAGGGGGGUGUUGGGGUAGGGGGGUGGGAGCUUGCAUAGAGGAGACAGGUGUUGCUGGCGUUUGCGCAUCGCCAGUGAGCUCGUUUGGCAGGAUGGGAGCUGAGGGAACACCUACACAACCCCGCCACAGUUUCCCAUGUUUUCCGCAGUUUUGCUUUUUUAAAUACGGAAUUUGAUUUGCGCUGGGAACCAACUGAACGCCGCCAUGGUGCACCACUCGGGCUCAAUCCAGUCCUUCAAGCAGCAGAAAGGCAUGCACACAAGCAUCAGCGAGAUCCUGAAGGAGAAGAGCCUAAAGCCAUCUCGCCGCAGUCUGCCCUGCCUGGCCCAGAGUCAGACUCAUCCAACCAACCUCAACCACUUCCUGUCUGUGCCUCUGAGCCCGGAGCCUAAACCAGAGGUUGAGGGUCUGAGUCAGAGCAUCAGCACUUCCUGCAGCCUCCUCCCCCCACAGACAGCAGAGGAUGGCAAGGAUCACUUUGUGGAGGAGUCUGAAGUGAGUACGUGUGAAACGAGGGCAGACGAGUCAUUUCUGCUGCAAAAGCCUGUCACCCGUGCUAAAUUAGAGGCCCGCACAGAUUCAGUUCAGAGAAAGAAACCAACGGAUUCAUCCGGGCUCUUUUUCCGAGAUGGUAAAAAGCGCAUCGACUACAUCCUGGUUUAUAAGAAGUCGAGUCCACAGGUGGAGAAGCGGUGCACGUUUGAAAAGAAUUUACGAGCUGAAGGUUUGAUGCUGGAGAAAGAGCCUUCCUUGACGAACAACGACAUCAUGUUUGUGAAGAUCCAUGCUACCUGGGACACGCUUUGCAAGUACGCUGAGCAGAUGAAUAUCCGAAUGCCUUUCAGAAAAAAAUGCUACUUUACAGACUGGAAGAGCAAAACCUUGGGCAGCAGGUUUCAUCUGAGAUGUCGCCAAAUCAAAAGCUGGCUUCCCAGAAAUCCCAUGAAGCUGGACAAAGAGGCCUUGCCUGACCUGGAGGAAACCGACUGCUACACAGCUCCCUUCAGCAGAGCACGCAUGCAUCACUUCACGAUCAACAACAGAGAGACCUUCUUCUCCAAUUCUACCAGAAGUAGAAUAGUCCAUCAUGUCCUGCAGCGCACCAAGUAUGAGGACGGAAAAUCAAAGAUGGGAAUCAACCGGCUAUUGGGCAACAAUACGUAUGAGGCUGCAUUUCCUCCACAUGAGGGCGGUUACAAGAGCAGACAUUCAAUCAAGACGCACGGUGCCCAGAACCACAGGCAUCUUCUGUAUGAGCGCUGGGCCCGCUGGGGGAUGUGGUACAAAUACCAGCCUCUGGAUCUCAUCAGGCGAUACUUUGGUGAGAAAAUCGGUCUGUACUUUGCGUGGUUGGGCUGGUACACGGGCAUGUUAAUCCCCGCUGCCCUGGUUGGGGUUUUUGUCUUCCUCUAUGGUCUUUUAACCAUGGACGCGAGCCAAAUCAGUAAAGAGAUUUGCGAGGCCAACACUACCAUCAUGUGUCCCAUGUGUGAGGAAAACUGUGAGCCUUGGACGCUGAGUGACAGUUGUGUAUAUGCAAAGGUGACCUAUCUGUUUGACAACGGUGGCACUGUAUUCUUCGCUAUCUUCAUGGCUAUUUGGGCCACUGUAUUCCUUGAGUUCUGGAAAAGAAGAAGGGCAGAACUGACUUAUGACUGGGAUCUUAUUGAUUGGGAGGAGGAAGAGGAGGAGCUGAGGCCACAGUUUGAAGCCAAGUACUCCAGGAUGGAGAGAGUUAACCCCAUCUCCGGCAAGCCCGAGCCUUUCCAGCCUUUCUCAGACAAGCUUAGUCGGCUCAUGGUGUCUGUGUCCGGAAUAUUCUUCAUGAUUUCCCUUGUUCUGACAGCAGUGUUUGCUGUAGUGGUUUUCCGCCUUAUUGCGAUGGAGAAGUUUGCUUCCUUUAACUGGUAUUUUGUGAAGAAGAACUGGCAGUUCGCCACCUCUGGCACCGGUGUCUGCAUCAACUUUAUGAUCAUCAUGUCUCUCAAUGUGGUGUAUGAAAAGGUGGCCUAUCUGCUGACUAAUUUAGAGCACCCACGGACGGAGUCUGAGUGGGAGAACAGCUUUGCUCUGAAGAUGUUUCUGUUCCAGUUUGUGAAUUUAAACAGCUCCACGUUUUAUAUCGCCUUCUUCCUUGGAAGGUUUGCUGGCAGGCCUGGAAAAUACAAUAAACUCUUUAGUCGAUGGAGAUUGGAGGAGUGUCACCCAAGUGGGUGUUUGAUUGAUCUGUGUCUGCAAAUGGGAGUCAUCAUGUUCUUCAAGCAAAUCUGGAACAACUUCAUGGAGCUCGGUUAUCCUCUGCUGCAGAACUGGUGGUCUCGUAGAAAGAUGAAGAAAGGAGGUGGUGGAGGGCAGAAUGUAGAGAAUAAGGCCCAGCUUCCUCAGUGGGACAAGGACUGGAAUCUGCAGCCGAUGAACGCCCAUGGGCUUGUGGAUGAAUAUCUCGAAAUGGUUCUUCAGUUUGGCUUCACCACCAUCUUUGUAGCAGCUUUCCCGCUGGCUCCUCUCCUCGCUCUGCUCAACAACAUCAUUGAGAUUCGUCUUGACGCCUACAAAUUUGUCACUCAGUGGAGGAGACCCAUGCCUGCUCGAGCCACUGAUAUAGGGAUCUGGCACGGGAUUCUCGAAGGUAUUGGUGUGCUGGCAGUCAUCACUAACGCCUUCGUCAUUGCCAUAACCUCAGACUAUAUCCCCCGCUUUGUUUACGCCUUCAAAUAUGGCCCAUGUGUGAACAAGAGGCACCACCAUGGCAAUGAGUGUUUGCAAGGCUACGUGAACAGCAGCCUGUCCGUGUUUGACAUGGGUGAGCUGAAUAACAGAAACCACUCGGGAUACUGCAGGUAUAGAGACUACCGAGCGCCGCCCUGGAACACAGUGCCAUACGAAUUCACUCUGCAGUUCUGGCAUGUCUUGGCUGCCAGGCUGGCAUUCAUCAUCGUCUUUGAGCACCUGGUGUUUGGGAUCAAGUCCUUCAUAGCGUACCUCAUUCCAGACAUGCCGAAGGAUCUCUGCGAUCGCAUGAGGAGGGAAAAGUACCUGAUGCAAGAGAUGAUGUAUGAAGCAGAACUCGAGCAUCUGCAGAAGGAGAGGAAGAAGAAUGGGAAGCGUUAUCACCACGAGUGGCCUUAGCUUAAAUCCCCUCACCCUGUCUCCGCUACGCGAUCCUCAGCUCACAAGCUCCACCUCCCCUGCCUGCUUAUUUAUGUGUUAGCUUUUAGAGUCUAGCUUCACUGAUGGCUGAUUCUGUACACCAAAGACACCCUCUCGAGAUCCUCUCCAGAUCUGGCACUGGCCACUCCCUUGCCAUCUGUUCCACCUCCCGGUUUCUGGCUCUGACCCUUUCUGCCUCCGCCCUCAUCCCUUACCUGGCUUCACCCAACAGGGUGCCCUUGGGUCUGUGCUGCAUUGUGGCUUAGCUGGGGAAAAAAAAAACAACAACUUUGCAAUUGUAAUGUUUACUAUGCAGAUCAAGGGCUGCAGAUCAGCACUGUUCACUGUCCCAUCCUGCACUCUCUCUCUCUCCGUGUGGCAGCUACCACUUUGCUUUGACUCUGCAGUCCAGUGCAGCUCGCAGCAUGGCCGUGUAUCCCCUCCCCCGCCACCGCCCCAACCCUUCGUGAACAUCAGCAGAGCCACUUCUGUGUGACAGAACUACAGUGGCAUUUUUAUUGUUGCAAAGUGAUUCUGGUGAUGUGGCUACCAAAUAAGAAUGACUCUGUUCUUGCUUCCUAAAUGUAUAUUUGCUGUUGAAGCAUGCUGAUUAAUAUUUGCAAAGGAAAAAAAACAAACAAAACAAAACUGAAAAGCACUCCUUGUAAAGGAUGUUAGCAUCCAUUUAGUACAUCUGACAAAGUAUUCCCUCAGACAUCACAAGAAGUGCAUGGUAAUCCUGCUUUGUACCUUUUCGAUAGACAAACUUCCUGUCACGAGGCCUGGUUCACAUGUGUCUGUACUCAGUGUGAGCUGUGUGUUAAUCUCUGUGCUACCGCUGAGCUUGACUGUCUCGAGUUGAGGAAAUGUGAACUCUGUGCAAUUUGACUGUGCCUACAGUGUAACAACAUGGCCGCGUACCACAGUUUGUGUCACCGAACAUCACGUGUGCCUGUGUUGUGCAGCACGUGCUUUUUUUUGUUUUUCUUUGAAGUGCAAGAAAUAUUCUCUCUCCUCAUCCUGUUGUCCUGAUCUGCAGCAGACUCUCUGAACUCUCCGUUUAGGAUUUGUUUUGGACAUGAGUCACGCCGCAGUGUACCUACUCGGAUCUCGGCUGACGUCAGCAGCGCACGCCCUAACAUAACGUGUACGCUCGCAUGCAGGAUCCACAAAUCUGCUCUUCCGCUCUGACCCUCGCAGUCUGGUUUUCAUUUGCUGCUGGAAGCCCCAAAGCGUGGUUGAAAACUUGGAUCACUUAGAAAUACCUGUGGCUUGGAUGUUCAGUUUUGAAACGAACUUCUAUCCACUGUUCUUCGCUCGCAUAAUACGCUACAAGCUUCUGUUGCAGACUUUUAUUAAACACACAGUGAGACACACGG
Messenger RNA from Maylandia zebra (zebra mbuna), 4588 nucleotides. It is a transcript of the gene ano3, whose product is annotated as anoctamin 3. Gene Ontology annotation, biological process: chloride transmembrane transport. Gene Ontology annotation, molecular function: chloride channel activity; protein dimerization activity. The record is from RefSeq and is a predicted model, not a curated record. Gene Ontology annotation, cellular component: plasma membrane. Lineage: Eukaryota; Metazoa; Chordata; Actinopteri; Cichliformes; Cichlidae.